AUGGACCUCACCGGCGAGCCACGCGCCUGGCUGCUCAACCUCCCUGGGUCCACGGUGGCAUCCUGGGGGGAACUCCGCGACCUCUUCACUGCUCGCUACGUGGUAUCAGCGCACCACGCAGUCGCGGCCCUAUUAGGCAGCUCUCGAGCACCGCCUUCAGAUCACCACGUCAAGUUGUUCCUCCGCCAGAUUGGUGUUGCUUCCAAGCGCCCGGGGGCUCUGCCAGGCUGGGCUGCGCCAGAGGCUGACCUCACCUUCAGCUCAGAGGACCACCCCGACUCCACCACUGGCUCGGGCAUGCUCCCAAUGCUCUGCACGCCCACCAUCUGCAACGUGGCUGUUGCCAAGACCCUCGUCAACGGCGGAGCCGGCCUCAACUUGCUCUCCGUGGAAGCCUUAAGCCUUCUUCAUGUGCCACUCGAGCGCCUCAGCCUCAGCAAGCCUUUCUCAGGAGUUGGUGGUGGCACUGCCAGCUCUCUGGGACAGAUCCGCCUUCCCAUCACCUUCGGCACACGCGAUAACUACCGCACCGAGCUGAUGCCUGGGAGCAAGGGCGUCCUCACUAUCAAAGGGGAUGCCAAGGAGGCUCUGGCGGUUCUCGGGCUCGCCCUCAAAACCGCCACGGCGGCACAGCCUGCCGACGCGGGCACCUCCGAGGCCAAGGGAGCUGUACCGACCAAGAAGAAGAAGUUGUUCACACAAGACAAGGCGGAAACCAAGCAGCCUCCUCUCCCUCCUCCCCUCUGUUUUUCCUCGUGCUCCCCGGCUCUCUCUCAUGAUCUCCCUCUCUCUCUGUUUUUCAUCAGCUACAGGUCGCCGUCGCCUUGGUCAACCCUCGCCGGAGCUCCGUCGAAGCCCCGUUGGCCGGAUCCGGCCCGGAAACAAGCAGAUCCCUUCAUCCUCGGCGAGCUCCGCCUCCCGUUCCCGUCGCUCCGCCGUGCGCCAAGUUCCCUGUCGUCGUGCCCUGCUUCUGCAUCCUCCCGCUCGUCUCUGUGCGCGCUGAAAACGAGUAAGCCGCCGCCUGCGUUGACCCGCUGCUUCGAGGACGAGGACGCCCAGCGACCAGCGCCCGAGAGCCUCCUCCUGCUCGACCCCGCCGCCUCGCUGCGGGCCUCCUCUGGCGUGGACCCCGUAGGAGCUCCGCAGCUAGCCGCCAUGACCACCGUGGGAGAUGCCUCCCCGGCCUUGCUUGCGUCCGGAUCCAGUCGCCUAGCUGGCCUGCGCCUCCCCGCCAUGCUCCCCGUCCUCCGCCCAAGUCCCUGCCGCUACGCCGCCGUUGCAAGGCCCAGCGUGCCAGUCGCCGCUGCAUCCCGAUCGAGUGCCUGGGCCGGCCUCGACUUGUGCUUCUUCGCGGCCCAGCAAGACAUUGAGACCCAACCUCUCCACCAGCCGGUCUCCUCUCCGAACGGGCCGAGGCCCAAUGAUCGCAGUUUGCAGGUGCCGAUGUUGCCGAGCAGGUGACGCAACCAAG
Triticum dicoccoides is the source of this 1471-nucleotide messenger RNA. RefSeq lists its product as uncharacterized. Lineage: Eukaryota; Viridiplantae; Streptophyta; Magnoliopsida; Poales; Poaceae. The transcript has 7 exons. The coding region runs from base 1 to 1461 and encodes 486 amino acids. The record is from RefSeq and is a predicted model, not a curated record.